AUGAGAGAGCCGUCAGAAAAACGUGGCUCUCUCAGAAGAAAAUGUAAACAAAUCAAGUUUUCUGCCUUUUCAAACAAAAGUAUUGAAUAAUUCAGUGAAAAAUCCAUUGAUAAUUAUUUAAUCGUGUGUUGUAAGAUAUUCAAAGGUAAAGUUUUUGGUGAAAUUGGUGAAAAUAGAGAGAUUUUGAGAUAAACAAUGAAGGAGGAUACCGAGAAGCCAACUUUCGAAUUAAGGCCAAUGCACUGCGAAUUGGAUUUACUAUCUCGUUCAGAUGGAUCAGCACUUUUUGCUCAAGGUGAGACGGCAGUUAUUGCAUCUGUUCAUGGCCCUGUUGAAGUGAAAUUGCAGAAUUUGCAGUACGAUAAAUCAAGUGUUGAGGUUUACUACAAGAGUAAAAGUGGUCAUCAGAGCGUGGGAGAUAGAUUUCGUGAGCAAUACAUUCGGAAUACCUGCGAAUCGGCACUUCUGACAACACUCCAUCCGCGUACAGCAAUUUCAGUGCAAUUGCAGGAAAUGGAAGAUCGUGCUGGGUUAAUUGCGUGCGCGGUGAACGCGGCGUGUCUGUCACUUUUGCACAGUGGACUCGAAAUGCGCUUCCUCGUGGCUGCUGUCCACUGUGCCCUACGUCCCUCCGGCACUAUCCUGUUGGAUCCUGACGUGAGGACCAUGGCCGAGGACGGUGGCACUGUGGCUACCUUUACGUUCGCCUUUGACAGUGUUUCCCGGCGGACUGUGGCGGUUCACUCGGAAGGCAAGUACACCGUUGACCAAUUCAAUGAGGCUCAGGAUAUUUGCCUCAAGGCUAGUGAAGCCAUCUUUGACUUCUACAGGAAGAGUUUUAAAAAAUACAUGAAGGUUUAUUGUUGAUUUUAAUUCAGAAAUAUUAGCUUUGAUAAAUAAAAAGAUGAGUAAAUUUUCUUCAGGAUAAA
Molecule: messenger RNA, 929 nt
Organism: Phlebotomus papatasi
Lineage: Eukaryota; Metazoa; Arthropoda; Insecta; Diptera; Psychodidae
Gene: Rrp46
Product: exosome complex component RRP46
Exons: 3
Coding region: 196-867 (223 amino acids)
Biological process (GO): rRNA catabolic process; nuclear mRNA surveillance; poly(A)-dependent snoRNA 3'-end processing
Cellular component (GO): cytoplasmic exosome (RNase complex); nucleolus; nuclear exosome (RNase complex)
Source: RefSeq, a predicted model, not a curated record